This is a messenger RNA of Didymella exigua CBS 183.55, 1484 nucleotides long. RefSeq lists its product as uncharacterized. The transcript has a single exon. Gene Ontology annotation, cellular component: Dsc E3 ubiquitin ligase complex; endoplasmic reticulum. Bases 344 to 1318 code for a protein of 324 amino acids. Lineage: Eukaryota; Fungi; Ascomycota; Dothideomycetes; Pleosporales; Didymellaceae. The record is from RefSeq and is a predicted model, not a curated record. Gene Ontology annotation, biological process: protein processing.
AUGGUCAUAGCGAUUAGCUGAAGGGCAUCCAAGGAAAGUGAUCAAUCUUCGAGCAGCAGUGACGUUACAGCAUGAUGCGCCAGAGACGGGGUACAUGAUGCUCAACAAGCUAUGACCUCAGUCAACUUCCGAGCUCCGCAGCCCUGCCGCGUGCUACCGCGUGGGCCGUGGCAGCUCAUCAGAUCACCGAACUCUCCACCAUGACUUCCAGGAAGCCAUAGCGCGCACUGCUCCUUACAUCAACCAUGCGUGCUUACACAUUCGACACACUCGAUAAGCAGCUCAGCCACCACGCUGCAUCUGACUCCAGCAUAGCACGCAAUCAACCCCUGCGGGCUCCAACAUGGCGACCGUACCGCUACUCCCAGAGCAGAUAGUCUACCUGAUUAUACGAUUCUCGGCUUCGAUACCAGACCUCUCACUCUCCAUACCUUUGCCGCGGCUUACGCCGACACUUUCACUCAAGCAGCUUAUUCGAGCGCACCUGCCGCCUGAUCAGGCCUCAGCGCGUCUACGCCUCAUCUACGCUGGCAAGGUCCUCACAGAUACUGCACCGUUAUCGACAUCGCUGCGACUACCUCCUCCGCCGCAGCGUGCUGGCGCAGAUAAAGAUGAUGGACCUGGCAGCAAGAGUAAGGGGAAGCAGCCGGUACAAGAUGCGCCAGCUGUGGAGUACGGCGCGACUGCACCAUCAGAAGCGAAAAAGUACUAUAUACACUGCUCGCUAGGUGAUGCGCUCACCGUGGCUGAGUUGGCCAGCGAGGCCACUUUGGCGCAAAACACAGAGACAUCGCUCAAGACGCAGUACGAAGCAUCACGGGGCUCAGGUAUCCAUCGCCGCUCGAGCAGUGGUACGCAGAGCAGUAGCAGCAAUGCCAACCAACGACGGGGCUCCUCCACUACGACCCCUGCGCCACAGGGUUUCGACCGCCUCCUCACCUCUGGCUUCACAGCGCAAGAGGUAGCAAGUCUGCGCUCGCACUUCCAGACCAACCUAUCCUUUACACAUACACCCGACACCAUGCCCUCAUCUGCUGAGAUGCGCGUCCUUGAAGAUAGAUGGCUGGACAGCACAGCCACGGAUCCAUCACCAGCUUUGACUGGGGAAGCGGAUGCGGGAUGGGGUGCGGGGUUUGCCGUGGAGGAGGGAGGUCUGGAUGAUAUGCUGUGGGGGUACAUGACGGGGUUCUUCUGGCCGCUGGGCGCGCUGAUAUGGGGUUUCAGAGAGGAUGGGGUGUGGUCAAGGAGGAGGCAGUUGGCCGUGGUGAUGGGAGUGCUCAUCAAUGCGGUUUUUGGAUUCAUGAGAUGGAGUGCCUAGGAAUAUACUUGAGAGAACAGAGACAAUGCGGCGAUCAUAGCUUCGUAGAGGAUACGCUCAUAGGAGUGGCAAUGUACAAACUACGACUAGCAUGUAGUUGAGCAGAGGCGAACAAUGCAGGAAUAGGUUUGCAUCGCAGGCAAUUGACGACUUAGAAGGCAUUGUG